Psylliodes chrysocephalus is the source of this 604-nucleotide messenger RNA. NCBI's taxonomy places the organism in Eukaryota, Metazoa, Arthropoda, Insecta, Coleoptera, Chrysomelidae. The record is from the annotation of a GenBank genome assembly.
AGAUAGGAAAAAUAUGGAACAACUCCGGUCACAAAUAUCACGAAAUUGAAUUGAAUUGAUUCGGGAAAACUCAAUGAUGUUUCUGGCAAAUUUUUCCCAAGUUUUAUUGGUCCUAUUAUUUUUUCAACUGACGAAAGCAUAUCCAGAGAUUACGCUCGACAAUCCAGCGAAUACAAACAUGACAGAUUCGAAGGAGGAAAAUUUCAAACAAACCCUGGAGAUGCUUAAAUCCGAAAAUGUUAGCGAUUUGUUGGAAAUAAUUCAGGAUUUAUCUCAGAACAACAGCAAUGCAUCUCUAGAAGUCAUGAGAGAAAUCUUUUUAGAGCUCAUCUGUCCAACCACCUGGACGUGGAUACUUAUAUUUUGUCACUGCGUCGUCUUCGUGAUUGGUAUAGUAGGCAACUGUCUAGUGUGCGUGGCGGUUUAUAGAAAUCACACUAUGAGAACAGUUACCAAUUAUUUCAUAGUGAAUUUGGCAGCAGCUGACUUUUUGGUGAUUCUGUUUUGUCUGCCACCGUCUGUGAUUUGGGACGUGACCCUGACGUGGUGGUUCGGAACAGUUUUGUGCAAGAUUGUUCUAUAUUUGCAGGUAUGUAACAAUUAA